Molecule: messenger RNA, 1290 nt
Organism: Candidula unifasciata
Lineage: Eukaryota; Metazoa; Mollusca; Gastropoda; Stylommatophora; Geomitridae
Source: the annotation of a GenBank genome assembly
AUGGCAUUGCUGAUCAGGAAUUUUGCACCGACACGUUUGUCUUUAUCUGGAUUAUGUUACCGCCAAAACACAUGUUCAAGCUGCUUCCAGAAACUAAAGGUUCCUACAGUGAAAUCUUUACGUGCUUAUCAAUGCCUUAAAAAUGGCACAGCAAGCAAAACUAGAUCGAUAUUCUCCCAUGGUCUUUUUACCUCCUUGCGAAGCACAACCACAGCAGCAGCUGUCUCAGACAUAUCACACAAAUCUCAGAAAAUUGUGGGACUUUGGAUGAUGGGCUGUGCUGGCAUGUGCUUCGGAGCUGUGAUUUUAGGUGGAGUUACAAGACUAACCGAAUCUGGCCUUUCUAUGGUUGACUGGAAGUUGCUUAAAGACAUGACACUGCCUAGUUCUGAUGCAGAAUGGCAAGCAGAGUUUGAGAAAUACAAGCUGUUUCCUGAGUACAAAUACAUGGAAGAUAAACAAGAAAUGACCUUGUCUGACUUCAAGUUAAUCUUUUACAUGGAGUGGGCUCAUCGCAUGUGGGGACGUGCAACAGGUUUGGUUUUCCUGAUACCAGCCGUAUAUUUCUUACGCAAGGGCUGGAUAUCUCAGAAAAUGAAACCUCGACUUGCAUUGUUUGCUGGACUUUUAGGCUUACAGGGCUUUCUUGGAUGGUUUAUGGUCAAAAGUGGCCUAGAAGAUAAGCCGGAAUCCUCAGAUGUGCCUAGGGUCAGUCAGUACAGGUUGGCAACCCACUUGGGUGCAGCAUUGCUUCUCUAUACAUUAUUUUUAUGGCAAGGCUUCAACCACUUAUUGACCCCUAUUAAGAUGCCUGAUGCUCCAGUACUAAAGAAACUACGUGGAAUGUCACACGGGGUCAAGGCAUUUGUAUUUUUAACAGCCUUAUCAGGAGCCUUUGUGGCAGGGCUUGAUGCUGGCUUGACUUAUAAUUCCUAUCCUAAAAUGGCUGAUAAAUGGAUUCCGGAUGAUAUGUGGACUAUUUCACCAAAGUGGAAAAACAUUUUUGAAAACCCAACAUUUGUUCAGUUUAAUCAUCGGCAUCUUGCUGAAUCAACCGUGGUGCUGAUUGCUGGCUUCUGGUGGAUGGCCAGGAAGGCCCCUCUACACCCUAGGGCAAGGCUUGCUGUUAAUUUACUUUUAGGAAUGGCUUUUGGUCAGGCUGCUCUGGGUGUUACCACGCUUCUAAUGUAUGUCCCAACUUCAAUCGCAGCCACACACCAAUCAGGAUCUUUGGUUCUUCUGAGUCUGGCUGUUUGGAUGACACAUGAGUUGCGCAGGCUGCCAAAAUAA